This is a messenger RNA of Miscanthus lutarioriparius, 1209 nucleotides long. The record is from the annotation of a GenBank genome assembly. Lineage: Eukaryota; Viridiplantae; Streptophyta; Magnoliopsida; Poales; Poaceae.
AUGGCGGACCAGCAGCAGCUGCAACCGGAAGAGAUGAACAUUGUCCAUGCCGGUGGCCUUGACCUGCCUCCAGGGUUCCGCUUCCAUCCGAGUGACUUUGAGAUUGUCAAUGACUACCUCACGAAAAAGGUGCUCAACAGGGACUUCAUCUGCGCCAUCGGGGAGGUCGACCUAAAUAAGACUGAGCCAUGGGAUCUCCCAAGGGACGCAAAAAUGAAUGAGAAAGAGUGGUACUUCUUCUCACAGAAGGACCGCAAGUACCCGACAGGGCUAAGGGCGAACAGGGCCACGAAAGCUGGUUAUUGGAAGGCGACCGGCAAGGACAAGGAGGUAUACAAGCCCAACAAAGGGGAAGGGGUGGCGCUGCUUGUCGGCAUGAAGAAAACGCUUGUCUUCUACGAAGGUAGGGCUCCCAGGGGCAACAAAACAAACUGGGUGAUGCACGAGUAUAGGCUCGAAGGCAGCGGCAGGCUCCCUGGCCCCACAUCUGCAUCCAGCUCAGCCACCAAUGCCGACAUGGCUAUGAAAGCUUCAGCUUCAGCUUCCAAGGAUGAGUGGGUGGUCUGUCGUGUGUUCCACAAGACCACUGGGAUUAGGAAGACGACUAUACCGGCGUACCAAGUGGCAAUGCCCGGUGCUGAGAUUGAUCAGAAUCAGAACAACAUCCCGGCCGUGCCCAUCCCCAUGUCGCUGCAGCUACCGCAACCCGUGCGCAUGCCAAUGCAAUAUCCCAUCCUGCCAGACUUUGCCAUGGACCCGGUGCCCCCCUACUACCCCAACCCCAACGCUAGCAUGGGGAUGCCACUGGUGAUGCCGCCUAUGGUAGGUAUCGGUGGUGCUGGUGGGCUCCAUAUCAACGGUGCCCUAUUCGGCAAUCUGAUGGCCAAGCCGCCGCCGAUGAACUUCUACCAUCAGAUGGGCAUGGGGGCAGCCGAUGGCCAGAUGGGCAUGGGGGAACCAGCAGGCCAGAUGGGCAUGGGGGCACCAUUAGGCCAGAUGGGCACUGGAGCUAUUGGCCAGAUGGACAUGGGAGCAGCUAGCGUUGGCGGCUUCGAUGUUGCUGCGCCUGAGAGUAGGCCGUCCUCGAUGCUGUUGCAGACGGAUGAGCAUGCUAAUGCUGCUGAGAUCACAUCGAUGAUUUCUGUGACCGGCCUAGGGUCCAUCGCCACCACCGUAGAGAUGGAUGGCAUAUGGAAGUACAAGUACUGA